AUGACCGCUCCCUGGCGGCGCUUCCGGAGUCUGGUUUGGGAAUACUGGGCCGGGCUCCUCGUGUGCGCCUUCUGGAUCCCGGACUCGCGCGGGAUGCCCCACGUCAUCCGGAUCGGAGGAAUCUUUGAGUAUGUGGAUGGCCCCAACGCCCAGGUCAUGAAUGCUGAGGAACAUGCUUUUCGAUUUUCUGCCAACAUCAUCAACAGGAACAGGACUCUGCUGCCCAACACAACCUUGACCUAUGACAUCCAGAGGAUUCACUUUCAUGACAGCUUCGAGGCCACCAAGAAGGCCUGUGACCAGCUGGCCCUGGGAGUGGUGGCGAUCUUCGGGCCGUCACAGGGCUCUUGCACCAACGCCGUCCAGUCCAUCUGCAAUGCCCUGGAGGUGCCCCACAUCCAGCUGCGCUGGAAACACCACCCACUGGACAACAAGGACACCUUCUACGUGAACCUCUACCCCGACUACGCCUCCCUCAGCCACGCCAUCCUCGACCUGGUCCAGUACCUCAAGUGGCGAUCGGCCACCGUGGUCUACGACGACAGUACAGGGCUCAUCCGACUGCAGGAGCUCAUCAUGGCCCCGUCGAGGUACAACAUCCGCCUGAAGAUCCGCCAGCUCCCCCUUGACUCCGACGACUCGCGCCCCCUGCUCAAAGAGAUGAAGCGGGGCAGGGAAUUUCGCAUCAUCUUCGACUGUAGCCACACCAUGGCCGCCCAGAUCCUCAAGCAGGCCAUGGCCAUGGGCAUGAUGACCGAAUACUACCACUUCAUCUUCACCACGCUG
Neomonachus schauinslandi (Hawaiian monk seal) is the source of this 786-nucleotide messenger RNA. RefSeq names its product glutamate receptor ionotropic, kainate 3-like. The record is from RefSeq and is a predicted model, not a curated record. NCBI's taxonomy places the organism in Eukaryota, Metazoa, Chordata, Mammalia, Carnivora, Phocidae. Gene Ontology annotation, biological process: modulation of chemical synaptic transmission; synaptic transmission, glutamatergic. Gene Ontology annotation, molecular function: kainate selective glutamate receptor activity; transmitter-gated monoatomic ion channel activity involved in regulation of postsynaptic membrane potential. The transcript is spliced from 5 exons. Gene Ontology annotation, cellular component: presynaptic membrane; kainate selective glutamate receptor complex; plasma membrane. The annotation marks the transcript as partial.